AUGUUGCGACGGGUUGCUCUGAUCGCCGCUUCUGGCCUCAUCAAUCUAUGCCUGGGCGACUUCCACGUCCUCACUGCAAGUAUCGGCACUGGCUCAGGAGGCAGCGAUCAACAAUUGGCCUGUCCUUCCAACUAUUGGAACUGCAAUUGCAUGUUCCAUAACGACCGUACCGGCUACGUCGAUUCCGGAAACGCAGACGCAAGCACCGGGAGCACCUUUUUUCAGAUCUCGGCAGGCCUCUGCGGACUGGGCGAGAUGAAUUUCUACCGGAACGGCGACGCUUGGGACUACUAUCUUGCUGGUGGCGAUGGGAGCAAGAUUGGAAGCUGCUAUUCGAACUCGGCGUCUAAGACUUGUUAUAUUCCCGUACUUGGCCUUGGUAGUGGGGAGGAUUUGCUCGUGUGUUAUGGUUAUCCCUGCAAUUAA
Molecule: messenger RNA, 426 nt
Organism: Zasmidium cellare ATCC 36951
Lineage: Eukaryota; Fungi; Ascomycota; Dothideomycetes; Mycosphaerellales; Mycosphaerellaceae
Exons: 1
Coding region: 1-426 (141 amino acids)
Source: RefSeq, a predicted model, not a curated record